UGACUACGCCAAGUCGCCAACACCAACUUCAAUUAAAAAAACACCGCCUAUCAAUUUUCGAUAUCCUCCGUCAAUUUUCAUUAUCCCGCCUUCCAAUUUUUGUUCUCCCGUCAUUUGACCAAAUAUAUGAUUUCAAUUCCAAGAUACUCUGUGAAUGCGACUACCUUAGGAAGUUAGGAACCACCGAUCUAAAACCCUAAUACUUUAAAACAAUAUGAAUUCGAUGCUUUAUCGCCGCUUUGAUCCUAAUACUCUGAAGCAAUGUGAAAUCGAAUCUCUCUCGCCGCUAACUAGAGCCACGCUACUGAGGGCUAAUUAUUGGAUUGAUGGCUAUUGGAGUCCCGAGUCUAAUGAAAAUAACAUUGCGAGAAACAUCAUUUAUGGCACCGGAGGAAAAAAGUAUCAAUACUCAUAUGGUGAAAGAUUUCCAAUCAGUGUAGCAUCCCACUUACAGUUUCUGUGUAACUGGAAUGACGCGAGAAGAUUGAGGCUGCUACUGUUGAUUAUGAGCGCUGAAAAAUUUUGGGAAGUCAUGUUCAUGCACCUAAGAUGACCAGGUUCGAAGACUAAGAUACUAAGGUGUCGAUAAGCUUGAUGGACAUUUAUCAUCAAGAAGCAUGAGUGUUCGGGUGCACAUCUAGUUUGAUCAGCUUGUAUAUAUUGGGGUGAUUCAAGUGAACAACAUGAACAAAUUGAUGGUUGUAGGAAGCGGGGUGUGGCAAUGAGAUUGGUGUCAAAAUUCUUUACAUGGGGUAUAUAUGUGAACAUCUUGUUAAGGUUGGAUUCUAGUGUUAGUGGAUG
Lactuca virosa is the source of this 801-nucleotide messenger RNA. The record is from the annotation of a GenBank genome assembly. NCBI's taxonomy places the organism in Eukaryota, Viridiplantae, Streptophyta, Magnoliopsida, Asterales, Asteraceae.